This is a messenger RNA of Coregonus clupeaformis (lake whitefish), 2443 nucleotides long. RefSeq names its product signal transducer and activator of transcription 1-alpha/beta-like. Bases 241 to 894 code for a protein of 217 amino acids. The record is from RefSeq and is a predicted model, not a curated record. Gene Ontology annotation, molecular function: DNA-binding transcription factor activity, RNA polymerase II-specific; RNA polymerase II cis-regulatory region sequence-specific DNA binding. The transcript is spliced from 6 exons. Gene Ontology annotation, biological process: cell surface receptor signaling pathway via JAK-STAT; regulation of transcription by RNA polymerase II; response to peptide hormone. NCBI's taxonomy places the organism in Eukaryota, Metazoa, Chordata, Actinopteri, Salmoniformes, Salmonidae.
CUCCAAAUUGGUGAAGUGAAAUUAAAAAAAUAACUUGUUUACAAAAAUUCAGUGGAACGAUGGGCGAGUUAUUCUUGACUCUUUUUGGAGUUCCACCUUACAAAAGCAAACAACUAGUGGUCUUAUAGGGAUGCCAUAUUAGCCGACUGGCUACAUUUACAGACAUGAUGAACAAUGUGCAUUGUCCCUGCCUACUAAACCGAAUACAGUAAUAGAAGUACCAAAGGAAGUAAUAAAGAAAUGUUGCUUGUUCUCUCCCACUACAGCUGCAUCCUGGGCUUUGUGAGGAAGGAGAGGGCAAAGACCAUGCUGACUGGGAAGUGUCCAGGUACGUUCCUGCUGCGCUUCAGUGAGCUUAGCAGAGAUGGAGCCAUCACAUUCACUUGGGUGGAACACGACCUAUACGAUAAGCCUGUAUUCCAUGCGGUGGAGCCCUACACCAAGAAGAAGCUGACUGUCAUCUCUCUGCCUGACAUCAUCCGCACCUAUAAGGUGAUGGCAGCUGAGAACAUCCCAGAGAACCCACUCCGCUUCCUCUACCCAGACAUCCCCAAAGACAAGGCCUUCGGAAAGUACUACGCCAGGGCCUCAGAGGCAUCUAAGCCCAUGGACGUGAAGAGUCCCAUCGACACAGGAUACAUAAAGACAUUUUUCAUAUCAGUGUCAGAAGUUCACCCAAGUGGACCAGUGCUCCAUUGUUGGAGGGGAAGUCCUAAGGAUAUUGUUUGCUGCUGUGCAUCAGAGCCCAUGUACGUGGAGAGUCCAACCGGCACAGGAUACGUAAAGACAUUUUUCAUAUCAGUGUCAGAAGUUCACCCAUCUAGACUUCAAAACAAAAUGAUGCUCAUGCCGCCAGACGUGUUUGAAGAGCUGGAACGUCAACUCCAUUGUUGAAGUGGAAGUGGAUGUUAUUGCUGCUGUGGUAAAUGCAAUUUCCCCUCUGGUGCUUUACUGUGAUAAACAGUAAACUCAUUUGUACAAAUGUAGCCUGGCUGUACAGUAGGGGAGAUUGGGGUAUGUUGAGCAAUUUUUUACAUUCAGCAUUACUAUGUCAAGGAAAUGUACACUCUUAGAAGAAAGGGUUCCAAAAGGGUUAUGUGGCUGUCCCCAUAUGAGAACCCUUUUUUGUUCCAGGCAGAACCCUUUUUGGUUCCAAGUAGAACUUUGUUAGGUUCCAUGUAGCACCCUUUCUAUCCGGAUCCAAAAGGGUUCUAUCUGGAACCAAAAGGGGUUGUCAUGACUCUCAUGUGAUGGUCCCACGUGAGAAGCCUUAGAUCAGAAUACAGAGAAGCAACAGUCUACAGAUCUCUAUCUCUCUUUCCCACAGAACAAAGGAGGGAUUGAUAAGGGGAGGUUUUAUGACACCUCACGCCAAAUCCUAAAUGGUUUGCAGCAAAUGACUCCUUGUUGUUCCCUAGCAUUGGUGAUCUGAAUGUCUCUGGAACAGUAUAUUCCAUCAUACAAAUGUUGGGAAUGUCUAUUUUGUGAUGUCAUUAAAACCUUUAUAUAAACGUUAUAAUGAAAAUAUUGUAACUUGAAGAGCUUUCAUACUGUGCCUCUCAAGUUUGCAUCCGUUACAAUGUGUAGGAAAUAUCCAGGAGGAAGAUAAUAUUUUUGUAAAGAUAGGAAGAUGAUUUUGGUUCUCUAACGAAAUCAUAGUGUUCAUAAUACUUUGCCCCAGUAACUAGCCACGCCCACGGAAGCUCAGAAAGAGUGUCCGCAUGACGUAAACACCCUCUUUACCAGAAUGUAGAAAAGGUUGAGUUAAGAAUUAACAGAUUAGACUAGACAGACCUGAAGCUGCAGCUAGGUCUAUAUUGGUCCCGACCCUGAAAACCAACACACGGUUGAAGAAGACGAAGGAGCCUCUAAACAGUCAAUGCUACGGUUGAGAAAAUGUUCGAAGUACUGUAUCUAAGAAAGUGAAUUUAAGUAGGACCAUCCGGCUACUCUCUUCAAAUCAUUGUCAACGACACUGUUCUCAUCACCCAUCGACACGGAUCUUCUACACGGCUGAUUAGCCGUCCUCAGAAGAUCACCCUCCUAGUCCACAGACUACAGAACCAGACAACUAUCAUCCAGAACACGAGGAGAAGACCCCAUCGAGCCCUUUCCACGGAGGCCUGGGUCCAACAGAGUUACACGACCUCCAACACGUAAACAUAUGCAUUACUUCUUAUCAAACGGGCGGCAGUUCGGGGCAAGGUAUUAGGAUUACUGUGAGAGUAGUUCCCAAAUGAAUCCAAGUGUUGCUUCUCUUCCUCUCUCGCUUUCUCUCUUUCUUUAACUCUCCAUCUUUUGUAACAAGUGUAAUAUUGUGCUAGUCCGCUAGGGACCCGUUUUCAUUGUAUUAAAAAAGUUUCUAAAUCCCUAACCUAUACCAUGUAUGUGUUGUAUCUUGUGUUAUCAUUUUAAUUAGUUAGUAAAUAAAUAAUUAAAUCAA